AUGGUGUUUAUCGGCCUCCUCUCCUCCGACAAGGCCUCGGCCGACCGGCCGAGGCCGCAGGAGACCGAGUUGCUGCCAGAAUACAUCAUUGACGAGGCCCAGCUCCCGUGCGUACCUCCAGAACGGCCAAACCUGCGGGAGUUAAACACGAGUCUUGAGGCGCUUGCCGCCGUGUUCCCGGACAUCCAAAUCGAGGUCUUUAGGGAGUUGCUGUCCAACUUUGACGGCGAGUCGAGGCUGGCCCUGGUGGCCAAUGCUCUGCUCAAGAACCGAGUCGACUGCGUCAAGGGCCGAUGGAAGGUCGCGGACAAGCAGCAGGCUGCCGCGGCGGCGUUGCCCAAGAGCGACAUGUUCCGAAGCCAGGAAUACAUACAGGCCGCAAGGACGCUGGCCGCACACGAGUUCCGCGGGCUGUCCAGGUCCACCGUCAACGCCGUGCUGGCAGAGUCCAACCACUCCUACCUCGACGCCCGACGGACCCUGGUGGCGUUGUCUUCGAAGUCGUGGCGCUUCACGAUACAGUCGCUCCUCCUGCGACGCAAACCCCUGGCGAGAGGGGAGGCGGAGAAUCAUCCACUGGUGGUGUGGCGAUCGACCGGGCAGGGUUCCAUCACGCCCACCAUCAGGACGACGGAAAAUGCCGAGCUGGACCGCGAACUGUACGACGCACUCGUACGGCCUCUGAAGCAAAAGAUGAAGGAUGACCGAGAGGUCAAGGACCGAGUCUUGGCCGUCUUGCUCAACCAGGAAGAGGCAGAAGCUGCAUCCGCCACGCAUGAAUGCGCCUGCUGCUUCGUCGACUACAGCUUUGAGGAGUUUACGAGCUGCAGCACACACGGGCACAUGAUUUGUCACAACUGCGUCCAAAACUCCAUCAAGGAAGCUCUGUUCGGCCAGGGAUGGCUGAGCAACAUCAACGCCGACACCGGCACCCUGAGGUGCCUGGCGGUCGACAGCGGCGGCGGGUGUCUGGGCCACAUCUCAUCCGACCACAUCCACCGGGCAUUCAUGCAAGAAAAGACUGGCGCAGAAAUCCUCCACAAGCUGGACCAGCGGCUGGCGGAGCUCAGCCUCGCGGCAUCCAAGGUUCCGCUGAUACACUGCCCCUUUUGCAGCUACGCCGAGGUCGACGACAUCUACCUGCCCUCGCGCCAAGGACGGCCGCGCUUCAAUACAAGAAGCAUCCUCAACCUGGCAGUCAUCUCCGUCAUCACGGGCGUCUCGAUGGUCGCGUACCCGUUCGCGCUCGCAGCAGCGCUGAUAUGCCUCACCGUCAGCGUGGGGCUCAACGUGCGGCGAGACAUUGGCGGCGAGUGGAACAAGGCCGUCCACAGGCACUGCCGACGGCGCCGCGGCCUUCGAUUCUCGUGCCAGAACCCGGGGUGCGGCAGGGCGUCGUGCCUGUCGUGCCACAAGGCAUGGGCCGACAUCCACGUCUGCCACGAGUCGUCCCUCGUCGCGCUCCGAACGCAGGUCGAGCAGGCCAUGAGCAUGGCCGUCAAGCGCGUGUGCCCGCGCUGCAGCACGUCCUUUGUCAAGAACGCGGGCUGCAACAAGCUCACCUGCCCGUGCGGGUACAAGAUGUGCUACGUGUGCCGCGCGGACCUGGGCGACGAGGGAUACCGGCACUUCUGCGACCACUUCCGCCCGGACGGCGACCCGCGCGCCUGCACGCAGUGCGACAGGUGCAACCUCUGGGAGUCGGAGGACGUCGACGCCGUGCUCCGCCAAGCCCGCGAGGUGGCCGAGAAGAAGUGGCGGGACUCGGAGAAGCGCGACCUGUCCGGCGUCGACGUCGCCUACCUCGAGACGGGCGUCGCAUCGCGAGGCGCCAACACGACGCUCGAUCAGCUGCUCACCAUGGGGGCCCUGCCCACGCUGUCUGAUUUUCUCGAUCUUCUCGUCGAGGCCAUUUACUUUUGA
This is a messenger RNA of Metarhizium album ARSEF 1941, 1923 nucleotides long. Its product is annotated as RING finger protein (Zin). The transcript has a single exon. Lineage: Eukaryota; Fungi; Ascomycota; Sordariomycetes; Hypocreales; Clavicipitaceae. The record is from RefSeq and is a predicted model, not a curated record. Bases 1 to 1923 code for a protein of 640 amino acids.